AUGGGACCUAGGCCAUUAGGUAGAAUAACAAGGCAGUGGUGGGGAACUGUUCAUUUUAGAAUUGGCGGACGGGGUCAACAGAGGCCUAAUAAAGGGUUUGAUUGUAAGACACUGGGAGAUUUUGGCAAAAAUUUGGAAUUCUUAAGAUGGAACAAGUUUUUAAGGCGCCAAACUAUCGCACAAGUUUUGAACUAUUCAGCUCAGAAUCAAUAUAUUACUACAGACUGCCAACUAACCACUGAUGUAAAUUGUAAAAAUACGGAUGAUAGUUUUACCACUGAUGCUAAACCUGAGAAAUUAAAUUCUUGGGACAUUUACAUGGUGGAAAAGGGAGAAAAAAAAUUGAGUGAUGAACAAAUUAAGAGUUUAGAAUCAUUUUUAGCCGUAAAAUUCACCAAAAAACGGCAAAAACGCCUUCGUAUAUAA
This is a messenger RNA of Babesia microti strain RI, 426 nucleotides long. RefSeq names its product conserved Plasmodium protein, unknown function. The transcript has 4 exons. The coding region runs from base 1 to 426 and encodes 141 amino acids. NCBI's taxonomy places the organism in Eukaryota, Apicomplexa, Aconoidasida, Piroplasmida, Babesiidae. The record is from RefSeq and is a predicted model, not a curated record.